Messenger RNA from Peronospora matthiolae, 426 nucleotides. Lineage: Eukaryota; Oomycota; Peronosporomycetes; Peronosporales; Peronosporaceae. The record is from the annotation of a GenBank genome assembly.
AUGGUGGCGGGGACAUUUGAUCCGGAUCGAGAUUUGGAUCUACUUAAUGUUCACGAGCUUAACCGUGUAACGGAACAGUUGCAAGAUGACCUGGCUCAUGAACGGGCUCGGCGUUAUGAGCUCCAUUACAUUGCAAAGAGCAAUUACAUUUCCUUAGCGCGCGAUCAUUCGGACGAUCGUGAAGCGUUUGCGUUUGCACAACUUGAGAACAAACAUUCGACUAUUUCUCUACGUGACGAGCUGGCUGCAUCUCGUCAGGACAUCGCUCAGCUGCGUGAGCAGGUUACUUCGCUAGUCGACCAUACUGGCUCGUUGGAACGGGACCGCUCGAAGGUGGUCUCGGCCCUUGACCGCGGAGGUGUUCUUUGCAUCUCGAAACAGGCUCGUACUGAUAGUACGAGAGGAGACGUCCAACGUAAAACGUAG